AUGUCUUCAAAAAUUGCAGGUUUUCAUAUUUUAAUGAUCCCAGAAAGAUGGUAUCAAGAUGCUUAUCAAGGAAUGGACUUAUCUCAAGAAAAUAAUUUAGUGUUCGCAUAUGAAAAAGAAACUAUUAAUAAUACUGAUUCAGAUAAUAUUCUUCUAUUACGCAAAGAAAUCACUAUUCCAAAAUGUGCUUCAAUUUUAAAGAAAGCUAUUGAUAAAAAGACAAAAUAUGGGAGGUUAUGGGGAAUGGCUCGGGAAGCUACUUUACUUGCUUUGGAAUCUAAUGACAAUGAAAUGGAAGUUCUAUUAAAAGAAUAUAUUAAUAAGAGAAAAAGACAAAGAGGAUUAAAUUUGAUAAAUAAUGAUGAUAACAUUCAAGAAGAGCAAUCAGAUAAUAAUACACCAAUUAAUAAUGAAGAAUAUGAACAUCAUGAACUUAAAAACAUUCAAAAUCUAUUAAAAAUAAAAACAAAAGGUCGGCCUCUAACAAAACAGUUCAAAAGUAGUGUUAAAAUUGAAAAAAGUGAUCGUAAUGCAAAUGGUGGAUCUUCAAGCUGAAAUACUUAUAAAUGUCGUAUAUGUGGUCAGGCUGGUCAUAAUGCAGCAUAUCAUAAAAAUAACAAACUUAA
Molecule: messenger RNA, 626 nt
Organism: Rhizophagus irregularis DAOM 181602=DAOM 197198
Lineage: Eukaryota; Fungi; Glomeromycota; Glomeromycetes; Glomerales; Glomeraceae
Source: RefSeq, a predicted model, not a curated record